AUGAGAGCUACAGUAGAUACCGAGGCCAUCCUGCGGUCUUUAACGCUAGAGGAAAAGAUUUCUCUCCUCGCCGGCGGGAGCUUCUGGGAGACCGUGGCGAUCCCCGAGAAGGGCAUCCCAUCUAUCAAGACUACCGAUGGACCUAAUGGCACACGUGGCGAAGAUUUUGACGGAAACACCAGUGCAGCAUGCUUCCCCGCAGCCUCCAGCAUCGCCGCCUCCUUCGACCCGGAAAUCGCCCGCGCUGUAGGCUUCGCCCUCGCGCAGGAGGCCCGCAGCAAGGGCGCGAGCUGUCUUCUAGCUCCCACGGUAUGCAUCCACCGCCACCCUCUGGGCGGGCGAAACUUCGAGAGCUAUAGCGAGGACCCGCUCCUCACGGGGAAGCUCGCGUCGAGCAUGAUCCGGGGCGUGCAAAGUCUUGGAGUCGCCGCGACCAUUAAGCACUUUGUCGCGAACGAGCAGGAGACAGAUAGGAUGACUGUGGAUGAAACGAUCGGGGAGCGGGCCCUGCGGGAGAUUUAUUUAAGGCCCUUUGAGAUUGCGGUUAAGGAAGCCGGGCCUUGGGCGCUGAUGUCGGCGUAUAACAAGGUCAAUGGAGAGCAUUGCGAUGGGAACGAGUGGUUGCUUUCGAAAGUUCUUCGGGAGGAGUGGGGGUGGGAAGGAAUGGUAAUGAGCGACUGGGGCGGGACGAACUCGCUUGCCGGCAUCAAAGCCGGCCUCGAACUCGAGAUGCCUGGUCCCGCCGUUGUUCGGAAACUAGACGUGGUUGUUGCGGCCGUCAAGCGGGGAGAGGUUCAAGAGGAGGACAUCGACAAGCGAGUGCGGACGCUCCUCAGGUUCUUGGUGAACCUAAACGCAUUCGAGAACUCGGGUAGCCCAAUGCGAGAAAAGGCUAUCGACCGCCCAGAACAUCGGAAACUUAUUCGCGACGCAGGAGCUAGGGGUAUCGUGCUGCUCAAGAACGACAACGACAUCCUGCCGCUCUCUCUCUCGAAGCUCAAAGCCAAAAAGGUUGCACUUAUUGGAUUUGCCAAGGACGCACUCGCCCACGGCGGGGGCAGCGCUGCCGUGAACGCUCACUACAAGAUAACGCCUUGGGAUGCCUUCCAGAAUUCGUUCGGCAACGACGUGGAGUUCACCUACGCGAAGGGCGCGCAUAGGGAGCGUCUCCUAGCGCCUCUUGGCAAGAAUGAUCGGCGGGGAACCGUUAUCGGCCUUGACGACCAGCCAGGAUUCACACUCUCGUUCUACGAUCCCUCGAACCCGACGUCGCCGCUCGCCACCAAGCACGGCCACGAGAAGUCGGGAUAUUCUCCCCUGGGAACCCAGGAGUCCCUGCAGAAGAUCCUCGAGCUCGUUGGGGACUUCAGCCCUGCCGAGACCGGGAACCACUGUCUUGCGGGCUCUGGUCUUGGCGAGACGGAGGUCUUCAUCGAUGACGAACUCGUCAUCAAGCAAGAAGGAAAUUUCUCCGACCCCAUGGGCGUGCUCUUCAACGCACAGACCGAAGCGGAGAUCCGGCAUACUUUCACUGCCGGGAAGACGUAUCGACUGCGAAUCAGGAGUUAUCCACCAAGCAACGUCGGCCUGAAGAUUCUGGAGGGGCGCACAGGUUUCCGCCUCGGCUUAUCUCUUGCCUCUGAGCAUGAUGCAGAUCUCCAGGGAGAGGCUGUCAAGGUUGCACAGGAAGCGGACUACGCCAUCGUUUUCACAGGCCACGAUCCCCAGUGGGAGACAGAGGGUCGCGACCAGGAUUCCUUUCAUCUCCCCCGCCAGGGAAGCCAAGAUGCCCUCGUAUCGGCCGUCGCGGCGGUUAACUCUAACACUAUCGUGGUUAACUCUACGGGCGUGGCGGUCGCGAUGCCAUGGCUGGAUCAGGUCGCCGGUCUGCUCCAGACGUGGUUCCCAGGCCAGGAGUGCGGGAACUCCAUCGUAGACGUCCUGACGGGUUCUGUGAAUCCCGAGGGUCACCUACCGACCACUUUUCCCCGCCGGAUCGAAGAUGCGCCCGCGUACGGGAACUUCCCUGGGACAUAUGAUGGCAACAAGCAACGGAAGGUUACAUACGCUGAGGGGGUGUUUAUCGGGUACCGCCACUAUGAUCGCCUGUCGAAGGACAAGGUUAAUUUCCCGUUCGGGUUCGGUCUUUCGUACACGUCAUUUUGUCUCGGGGAGAUGAAGGUUUCCAGGGGCUACGAGGACACAUUCACAGUCACAUAUAAAGUGUCUAACACCGGGAAUACCGCCGGUGGCGUCGCGGUCCAGGUGUAUGCUGGAAAAACCCAGCAGAGCCCAGAGCAUCCCAUCAAGUCUCUCGUUGCCUUUCAAAAAGUACGGCUGCCAGCGGGUGCCGACCAAAUGGGUCUAAUGGUGUUUAAGGCCAAGGAUUUUGCUUACUUUGAUGAGGCGCGACAUGCUUGGGUUGUGGAGGCCGGUAAGUACGAUAUCUCGCUUGGAAAGUCUGCGGCGGAUAUUGCACAGGUAGUGUCUGUCCAGGUGGAAAGGGAGAUUGUAUAUGCCCCGUAA
This is a messenger RNA of Scedosporium apiospermum, 2526 nucleotides long. RefSeq names its product Beta-glucosidase B. Gene Ontology annotation, biological process: glucan catabolic process. Bases 1 to 2526 code for a protein of 841 amino acids. The transcript is spliced from 3 exons. The record is from RefSeq and is a predicted model, not a curated record. Gene Ontology annotation, molecular function: beta-glucosidase activity. NCBI's taxonomy places the organism in Eukaryota, Fungi, Ascomycota, Sordariomycetes, Microascales, Microascaceae.